GGCUUCAGAUUGGGCGCCUGAACCUCGGCAGCGCCACACAGAGCCGCCGUGUGGGAGCUGAGCAAUGCUGCUGUUCUGCCCGGGCUGCGGGAACGGCCUCAUUGUGGAGGAGGGGCAGCGCUGUCACCGCUUCGCCUGCAACACGUGCCCGUACGUCCAUAACAUCACCCGCAAGGUAACAAACCGAAAGUAUCCAAAGCUAAAAGAAGUGGAUGAUGUGCUUGGUGGAGCAGCUGCCUGGGAGAAUGUGGACUCUACUGCAGAGCCAUGUCCAAAAUGUGAGCAUCCUCGUGCCUACUUCAUGCAGCUUCAGACCCGUUCUGCGGACGAGCCAAUGACCACCUUCUAUAAGUGCUGCAAUGCUCAGUGUGGACAUCGCUGGAGGGAUUAGGGCCGGACUUGCCUAGCUGUGAGCAUGAUUUCUGUGUGCUGAAGGUCUUUACUGUAUGGUAGGAAGCCGAUCUUCUGUGGUGAAGGACCUGGGUGAAUAGAGCUCAUCUGCAAGUUAGCGGCUCUCAGGUCCUUGGGAGCUCCACGCAAGGAUGUCACUUGGCUCAGGUCCUGGUCCUACAUUCGAACUUGGAACUUGGGUUUUAGCCAGUCUUUUUUGUUUUUUAGUUUUUCAAGACAGGUUUUCUCUGUGUAGUCCUUGCGCUGCCCUUGCUGUGUAGACCAAGUUGACCUUGAACUCAUUAUCCACCUCCCUCUGCCUCUGGAGUGCUGGGUGCCACCACCGCCCAUGAUGAUCUUGACCCUCCUACAUAUGAACCAUUUUCAUUCUGUGCAGUGCAGGGAUUGAACUCUGAGCCUCAUGCAUGCUAGAUAAGUACUGGCUGUAUCUCUAGCCCUGAUUUUUUUCUUUUUAGAGAAAUUGUGAAAAUACUUAUAAACAUACUGAAAGUCACUUUAAAAUUCUGGAAUUACAUGAUUCACCUUGUAUGAUUAAUAAACAAUACUAUUCUGUGA
Rattus norvegicus (Norway rat) is the source of this 966-nucleotide messenger RNA. RefSeq names its product RNA polymerase III subunit K (gene Polr3k). NCBI's taxonomy places the organism in Eukaryota, Metazoa, Chordata, Mammalia, Rodentia, Muridae. The record is from RefSeq and is marked provisional. The coding region runs from base 65 to 391 and encodes 108 amino acids. Gene Ontology annotation, biological process: termination of RNA polymerase III transcription; DNA-templated transcription. Gene Ontology annotation, molecular function: zinc ion binding; nucleic acid binding; DNA-directed RNA polymerase activity. The transcript is spliced from 3 exons. Gene Ontology annotation, cellular component: RNA polymerase III complex; nucleus.